Messenger RNA from Pisolithus orientalis, 875 nucleotides. RefSeq lists its product as uncharacterized. The coding region runs from base 192 to 734 and encodes 180 amino acids. Lineage: Eukaryota; Fungi; Basidiomycota; Agaricomycetes; Boletales; Pisolithaceae. The transcript is spliced from 5 exons. The record is from RefSeq and is a predicted model, not a curated record.
CGUAGCUCAAUGGUAAAAUCCUCAUACAUGCCCUUGUCGCUGAUGGAAUCAGAACUGAAGUUGGGUGACUAUGGCAGCGCCCCCCAAGGCGGAGAUAUCAUCGAACUCGCUACAGGUCUUGCACUUGAUCCCGUAGAGGAUGACGUCCGUGUCAUACAUGGCUCAGCAUCGGGAAGAGUUGAAUUGUGGUCAUGCCAGUGCAAGACGAUCCGAAACACUUGAUCUUUGAUGAUCGCAUUGCCCUGUAUAAUGUGACCAGCUGGUCACUCCCCGCCAACCAUUGGUUUGUCUCUUUGCUGAGAGCAUUGUCCUCCCGUCUUGCAGGUAGACUCCUAGUGACAACUAUUACAAGCUGCUCAGAUUACCUUCGCCUUGUUCCGAGACGUUUCUCCCCGUCCAGUGGCACAUUAGAUCCGGAAACAUGGCAGACCCUCGACACCUCUACUCAUUUAUGCUCGGUGAUGAUGCCCCUGGCUUGGCGUCAAAUGGAUUCAGAUAGAGAGGUUAUGAGGAUGCUUUUCAGAAUCCUAGAUAAUUUCUCUGUUCUAGUUAGAUGGGCAAGUCUCUUAUUAACUCCUUUUCAAUCUGUCAGCUUGAUACUCCAGAUCGGGAGGAUGGGAUUCUUUAACGAAUUUCCCUCAAUAAUGGAGACGGAAACCCAUGCUGAAUCCAAUACUAGAAUAGAUAAGGACACACCGUAUCAACACAUUGGUUGUUUUCUUAGCGGAGAUUAAUGACUGGGCGUUCGACAUCCGACUAAACCCUGAAUUUGAGUCGGAGGUUGGCUCUGACUCACAGGUUGUCUCUAACUAUAUUGGCCGGGCGAAAUUGUGGAAAAAUGUGAUGGAAUUGAGCUCAGCACCCUUCGCUGCUAA